UGUCUUUUUGGAAUUGUUAUAGCUGCAGUAACUAGUACUUGCAUACAAUUAACAGUUUAAAACUGGGCGUAUUGUUAAUUGCUGUUUUGAAUUGCUUUCAGAGAUGCUUAUUCCUUUCUUCUUCUUGCUGGGCAUCUGCCUGGUGCCAGCACAUUCGAACCCAACCGAAUAUCUCGGUAGCGCUUUCCUUCAGCAAUGUUUUGAGGAAGCCAAGAUGAUUGUUGAUAAUGCCUACACAUACUCCAGAGCAGAAAGUCUGAGACGAGUGCGCAAGGACGUGGUGAAACCUCAUGAUGCUUUGCGUCUGAUGAAGCAGCCUCGCGGAGAGACUCGCUCCUUUGUGAGGUCUGCAGACUACAUGGCGCAGACCCUGCGCCUGGUGCAGGAGAGGGUGCACCGCAUCCACAAACGCUCCCUGAACGCAACAGAUUUGCUCUCGGCGGAGGAUCUGGAGAGGCUCAGCAAAAUAACGGGAUGUGCCGCUCAAGUCAGGCCUCCGCCUUGUAGUAGCACACAAAACCUGGACAAGUAUCGCACUGCUACGAGCGUCUGCAACAAUAAAGAAAACCCCCGCCUGGGAGCGUCCAACACGCCCUUCACCCGUUGGCUUCCUGCGGAAUACGACGACGGCAUCUCUGUACCUAAAGGAUGGCACACCAACCGAACGUUCAGAAACUUCCUGCUUCCUCUGGUCCGUCAGGUGUCGAAUAAUAUCCUGAGCACGACGGACGCGGGGGUGGUCAGCGACAGAGAAUUUUCGCACAUGGUGACGUUGUAUGGCCAGUGGAACGACCACGACCUGACCUUCACGCCCUUUUCACCCAGCAUUCGCUCAUUCAGCAAUGGAGUCGACUGCGAGGAGAGUUGCGAGCGCACCGAGCCGUGCAUCCCCAUCGCGAUUCCGCCCGGCGACCCACGCUUGCCGACCGGGCCGGAUAGCUGCAUCCCUUCGUUCAGAUCCGCCCCCGCGUGCGGGACGGGAUUCUCGGCCUACAACUUUGGAGGAGAACCCAACAAGCGGGAGCAGAUCAACGCUUUGACCGCCUUCCUGGACUUGGGUCAGGUGUACGGCUCCGAGACUAAGCUCGCCCUGAGCCUCCGCGACCUCGACAGCGACGGCCUUAUGCGUACCAAUACCGAGUUUCGCGACAACGGACGGGAGCUGCUGCCCUUCAGCCCUUUGAAAGCUGAAAUGUGCGCCACCCGUGGGAGGGUUACCAAUGACCCCAACGCCACUGAGGUUCCCUGUUUCAUUGCAGGUGACGGCCGUGUGGAUGAGAACGUGGCUCUGACCUCCAUUCACACUUUGUUCUUGCGUGAACACAACCGUCUAGCCCGUGGGCUGAAAAGACUAAAUCCUCAAUGGGACAGUGAGACACUGUAUCAGGAAGCUCGCAAGAUCAUGGGAGCAUACUCACAGGUGUUUGCAAUCCGCGACUACCUGCCGCACAUAGUGGGUGACGAAGCCAUGCGCAGGUUCCUAGGACCUUACCCCGGCUACAACCCUAAGGUGGACCCCAGGAUCUCCAAUGUUUUUGCCACAGCAGCCUACCGCUUUGCUCACUUGGCCAUCCAACCCGCCUUAUCCCGCCUGAACGCCAACUACAGAGAGACCAGUCAGUUCCCUAGCGUCCCGUUGUUCAAAGCCUUCUUCACUCCAUGGAGAAUCGUUUUUGAAGGUGGGAUUGACUCCCUGCUGCGUGGUUUGGUGGGCCGUCCUGCUAAAUUGAACACUCAGGACAACAUGAUGGUAGACGCUCUGAGAGAAAGGCUCUUCCAGUUCGUGCAGCACCUGGCUCUGGACUUGGCAUCCCUGAACAUGCAAAGGGGGCGUGACCACGGUUUGCCUGGUUACAAUGCUUGGCGAAAAUUCUGUAACCUGUCCGAGCCCCAAAACCAGGCAGAGCUCGCGCGAGUGCUGAACAACAGCGAUCUGGCUAGGAGGCUGCUGCAACUCUAUGGCACACCCGACAAUAUCGACAUUUGGCUAGGGGGCGUGGCUGAGCCCUUUGUCCGCGGAGGCCGCGUGGGACCUCUGUUUGCCUGCCUCAUAGCCGUUCAGUUUAAGAACAUCCGCCAGGGUGACAGGCUGUGGUACGAGAACCCAGGCGUCUUCUCGGUGAGGCAAAGAGCCGCCUUGAACACCGCCACCCUCUCCAGAAUCAUCUGCGACAACACAGGCAUCACGACUAUCCCCAGAGACACCUUCAGCCUCAUUUCAAGGAGAAACCCGCUAGUACGUUGCAACAGUGUGCGAAGCCUUGACCUGUCGCCAUGGAGAGAGAGGAGCUGUACAGAUUUCUUAGAAAACGGUUCCUGCCCCGAUCUCCCACCGGAUGAUGAAGAUGUCGAACCCAUAUUGCGAAAUGUGGAGCCUCUGCCAACUGAGGAGCCUUUGCCACCUGAAAAUGCUUAAAUACCAGACUUGGUUUGAAUGAAGAGCCUCAACCAUUCAUCAUCAGUGUCAGCCUGCACUCAUCGUCCAAUUGUGCCAGUUCAAUCAAGUACCUUCUUCAGAUUAUCACCGCCUUUAUCCACGCUCACAAAGUCGACGUUCAGUUCUGUCACUUUUGUCCAGCCGACUGACACCAGCCCUUUUUUUUGCUGUCGGUCCUCGGCACACUGCACUUGCGGCUACCAAGAAUGGCAUUAUAUUUGUUAAACGUGUUCUCAUUUCUGUUACAACAUGCAAUUUGUCUUAUUUUUUGUUUGUAUUUUGAUGAUUAUUUAUGUAAUAAUGACGUGCCGGAAUGCUUUUUUAUAAUUCUUUUCAUCUGUUUCUGUUCUGUGCUCAAUAAAAACCACUGAAAACUCA
This is a messenger RNA of Corythoichthys intestinalis (scribbled pipefish), 2815 nucleotides long. RefSeq names its product myeloid-specific peroxidase (gene mpx). Gene Ontology annotation, biological process: response to oxidative stress. Gene Ontology annotation, molecular function: peroxidase activity; heme binding. Lineage: Eukaryota; Metazoa; Chordata; Actinopteri; Syngnathiformes; Syngnathidae. The transcript has 15 exons. The record is from RefSeq and is a predicted model, not a curated record. The coding region runs from base 104 to 2416 and encodes 770 amino acids.